This is a messenger RNA of Mugil cephalus (flathead mullet), 1733 nucleotides long. RefSeq names its product aquaporin 11 (gene aqp11). Gene Ontology annotation, cellular component: membrane; cytoplasm. The record is from RefSeq and is a predicted model, not a curated record. NCBI's taxonomy places the organism in Eukaryota, Metazoa, Chordata, Actinopteri, Mugiliformes, Mugilidae. The transcript has 3 exons. Gene Ontology annotation, molecular function: channel activity. The coding region runs from base 48 to 1103 and encodes 351 amino acids. Gene Ontology annotation, biological process: transmembrane transport.
UGUAGCUGGUCCCCAGAGAUGGUUUAUGAGAUUUUAGUGGGUUUUAAAUGGAAGCUGGGGGACGUGAAGAGGAAGAACGAUAUGAAUAUUUAAUAAUUAGUGGAGCAGAUGAACUGAAAGAGGGAGGAGGAGGAAAACUGCGAAGCUCCAUCACUUCCGCACCAUGUGAGACACCGGGACUCGAGCUCAUUUGCUCCCGUUUGGACCUCGCAUCCUCCGGGGUGGAGCAGCAGCAGCCCCCGGUGCAUCCGAGGCUUUUACCGGGGCGUGGGGGGAAGAGCGUGAACAUGAGCGCGGACGUGUCGGUGUCUCUGUCGGUGCUCGUGGGCAUCAUCGUCCUGAGCGAGGCGACCCGCAGGUGCGUGACGCGGGCCCUCGCGGACACCGGGCUCUGUGUGUACGCGGUGGAGCUCGUGUCCACCUUCCAGUUGUGCUGCUGCACGCACGAGCUCAAGCUGCUGUCCGAAGUUGGCGGAAUCGAACCUCGUCUCGCGCUCACCUUCACGUACCUGGCGUCCGUGGUGCACGCGCUGACAUUCAGCGGGGCCAUCGGGAACCCCUCCGGUACGCUCGAGCACGCGUACCACGCGAGACUCUCCAGCGGCUGUGCGCUGCGGAGGAUCGCGUGCCAGUUCGCCGCGGCGGCGGCCGCGCGAGCCGCGGUGCCCGUGCUCUGGUCGAUGGGAUGGUCCGGUCUGCACGUGCGGCACAAGUUGCUCGGUUUCCAAUGCAUCAGCCCCAUUCACGCGCCCCUGCAUGAGGCCGCUGCGGUGGAGUCCGCGUGCGCCUUUGCGGUGCAGACCGCGAUUACGCACACGCGAUCGAUGGAGGAGAAAUACCGCGUGCACGCCGUGGCUGCGGUCAUCACAACUGCGGUUUAUACAGGUGGAAAAGUGACCGGAGCCGUGUUCAAUCCCGCCCUGGCCUUCUCCACCCAGUUCCCCUGCAGAGGAAGCUCCUUCCUGGACUACAGCCUGGUGUACUGGCUGGGACCUCUGCUGGGGAUGAUGAGCUCAGUGCUGCUGUUUGAUAAACUCGUCCCUGCUCUGAUGAGGAAGUCGUCGACUCUUCAUCUCCCACUGGACGUGAAGAAGGAAACAUGAACAGAGGAGAGGAAACGUAGGAGGCGACUGACAUGCACUUUUUUUUUUAGACUGGAUCAUUUAGGGAGACCUCACGUCUGAAGCACAUUUAAAAAUCAUAAUAAAUCACUUUUAUUUAUUUUUUCUUUACAUCUGAACAGAAUCAAUCUUAUAAUUAAAUAAAACCUGCAUGAGACGAUAUCAUGAUGUCACUGAAAACUGCACAACUAGUAUUUUAACUGCAAUAAUAUAUAAUAUAUUCUACACUGAGUCAGGUUUUAUUUUUAUGUGAUAAUUUAUUUAACUCCACUGUGGAAUAAAUAAACAUUAUCUAGUUUAACAUUAAAUUAUAACCAUGAUUUGUAUUUUAAAGUUAUUUUAAAGUGUGCACAUUAUUUGUGUUUAAACUAGACCCAGUGUAGCAUGAACUGUUUGUGAUUUAACUUAUUUUUCUGGAUUUAAUUACAUUUCUAACUGGAUUGUAUUUCUUUAAUUGUCUUAUGUGCCUGUUCUUUGUUUUUUUUAAGAGAAACUCAGAUUUUUAUUUGUGAAGCACUUUUGUAAUGUUGACUUGAAAAGUGCGAUAGAUAUAAAGACUUCUGUUGUUAGUGAUUCUCUGUAAAGUCAAAAUAAACUGAAAUCACAUAUUUA